UAGUCUUCUGAAGUAAUAGUUUGGGGAAAUUAUCACUUUCCUUUAGACCUCUGGCCUUUCUUAGGAUCUCAGAGUGGUGUCAGCUCAGUUCUUCUGUGCGGUGUUGCUCUCAUCGUGGCCUUCGGUUCAGAAACAAUCUCCUUACCUGAAGUUCAAGGCCCUUCUGGGCUCUCUUGCUCGCUCUUGUUACAAAAAUCUUUUUGGUAGUAGUAGUAGCACUUGGCACUUUUCCUAGUUUCUCCCCAUAUAAUUAAUUCAGUACUCAAGAGUUGAUAACUUCUGUCCCAUCUUGGGGGGGGGAAAGGCAAAGGGGAGGAACAGAUUACCUGGUUGAAGUCAGGGUUGUGACAGCUUCAGAUGCUUGCCUUCUUUGGAAUCCAGCUGACAUGAAUAAUCCUGUGUGAUCUUGGACAAGUUCCCUAAGUUCUCUGUAAGGUGGGAUCUUACUGUCUGCCUUGGCCAGGAGUAGGCCGCGAGUGAUAUGAUGAGUAUAAACUUUGUGUGUAUGGAAUCUGUUAGAAGAUCAAUAAAUGUCUCUUUUUCCCCCUUCCUCCCUCCACUGACUGUUUUAUAAGGGAGAGAGAGGUUAGGGACAGACCAGUUUGUAGACCAGACAGGUAGAGUGACUUUAAAAACAUCCUAUAUGCAAAAGUAGUAAAUAAGUGGCAUAUUGGGAAUGUGAAGCAGUAGCUGCUCAAUCCAAGCUUGUGAAGUAGUAAAUUUCUUAACAUUUUUCUUACGACUGGAGACUGUCUGGGGUCUGUGUUUUUGUGAUUUCUGAUCGAUAAAUGUAGCCAAAGUUGCCUCUGUUUGGAGACCUGAAGUUUUAGUGUCUUCUCGGGUUGAAGUAGAGAGCAGAUUUACCAGAUGCUUUUCUCAGCUGCCUUCUUGCUGGGUUUUUCUUUCAGAUCCAACAUGAGCGAAGCUUCCUGCAAAAAACGUGAUGACUAUUUGGAAUGGCCUGAGUAUUUCAUGGCAGUGGCCUUCUUAUCAGCACAGAGAAGCAAAGACCCAAAUUCCCAGGUUGGAGCCUGCAUUGUGAAUACCGAGAACAAGAUCGUCGGGAUUGGGUACAAUGGAAUGCCCAAUGGAUGCAGUGAUGACCUGUUGCCAUGGAGAAGGACAGCGGAGAACAGGCUGGACACCAAGUACCCCUACGUGUGUCACGCCGAGCUGAACGCCAUUAUGAACAAGAACUCAGCGGACGUGAAGGGCUGCAGUAUGUAUGUCGCCUUGUUCCCAUGUAACGAGUGCGCUAAGCUCAUCAUCCAGGCAGGUAUUAAAGAAGUUAUUUUCAUGUCUGAUAAGUACCACGAUAGUGACGAGACAAAAGCAGCAAGGCUCCUGCUCAGUAUGGCCGGGGUCACCUUCAGGAAAUUCACCCCAAAGUGCAACAAGAUCAUCAUUGACUUUGAUUCAAUUAACAGCAGAACAAGUGAAACAGUGAGUUCCACCUCGUGAACCGUCCGGAAGAAUGGGAUUAUCCUCUUCUAAGGAGCUGCUCCUGCCUUUCAUCUGCACAGGAAGAGUGGACAUUUAAGAAUAUAAACCCUUGCAUCUUCCUUACUCUCUGCCACACAGAAGCUACAUCCAUUUGAACUAUUGGUUUAGGGUUUAAAAUAAGAGAACCUGUUGGUGGCCAAGCACACGGGGCUAGGGCAAGGGUGCCUGCCCCGGGCCUGACUUGCAGGGUGUUGGUGGUGGGGCCAAGAGCCCUCAGCUGUCUGUCAUCUGCUGCUUUCCAGCAGCCACCCCUCACUGCUGCAUGUUCUGGAAGGACAAAUAAAUAAUUGUUGCUGUGUUCUUAGUGGGGAUGAGCAGACACACUGAUUUGAACAUCUGGCCCAAAUGAAGCAUGCCGUGUAGUGCCCUUGGAUAAAAAUGAGGACUCAGCGACAAUAUUAAUGUAUCUGCUACCGAGACUUGAGGGACACCCUCAGCCACCCGUCCUUAAAACUGAGAUGGGAUGGCACGUCUGUAAUGACAGGUGAUGAGCAUAAUGGAACCAGGGACAUUUCUUCUGUUCCUGCCACCCUGCUGUCACACAGGGUGAGGGUACAUUAGCUCUUUGGGGAUGGGGACCCCUGCUGUUCGGUGUAUUUUUGGUUUGUUUGUCAUGUGAAGCUCCUGGUUGUUGUUUAUCUGAAUAAUGAGUUGUCCCCAGAAGAUGAAGACAGCCUGUCUCCCUUGGUGCCCCUGAGGCCCAGCCUGGCUGUGGUGGCAGCUGGGGUUGUGUGGGUGGAUGGGCUCUGUCCUGUGAUCGGGGUCCAUCCUGUGGACCAUCUCGCCUCUCUUCUGAAAGUCAGCUUGGUUCAUUUCUAAGGCCACUGCCACCAGGAGUCCAUAAAUUCCUGUCCUGCAAGUGAGCUCUUGGUGACUGGAGCUCAUUUGUGCUCCUAGUGCCAUCAGCAGCACAAAUGUCACCUUCCUAAUCACAGAGCCCCAGCACCUGUGUAGGGGCCUUUGUCUUUAAUCUCAUUUAAUUUUUAUUAAACGUGCUCAGUACCUUUGUUGAACAAAUGCUUUAUCCUAAAGAUGAUUACCUUUGUAAAGUGCUUUUAUAUUUUCAUGAGUUUUUAUUUUGUCUCUGGGUUCUGUACUCGCCAUUCUAGGGCAUUUUCUAAUUUGGUUACUGAUAAUUAUUAAAGUCUUGUUAAAGUCUA
This is a messenger RNA of Otolemur garnettii (small-eared galago), 2663 nucleotides long. It is a transcript of the gene DCTD, whose product is annotated as dCMP deaminase. Lineage: Eukaryota; Metazoa; Chordata; Mammalia; Primates; Galagidae. Gene Ontology annotation, biological process: dUMP biosynthetic process; dTMP biosynthetic process. The coding region runs from base 868 to 1461 and encodes 197 amino acids. The transcript has 5 exons. Gene Ontology annotation, cellular component: cytoplasm. Gene Ontology annotation, molecular function: zinc ion binding; dCMP deaminase activity. The record is from RefSeq and is a predicted model, not a curated record.